AGUAGAGCUACCGACCAAAUCCAGUCCUAUCUGUAACAACUAAUCAUUAAACGGCUUGUCUUCCUCACCAACCAGGUCAAAUCCCUCCCCUCACUUCCCCAUCCUCCCUAACUCCUGAUCCUUCCCUCCUCGUCGAAUUUGAAGAACCCCCGAGUCUAUUAAUUGCCUCCCCCUAGCCAUUACUCUUCUUUUUUAUUUAAGAAACUUGAAACACAUAACUGUACAAUAACUUUCCAUAUCUACCCCAUCCAAUCCAAACCCCCCUCCUCUUUAAUUCCCAGACUUCGGAAAAGGAUGGGACGCUCACCUUGCUGUGAAAAAGCGCAGAUGAACAAAGGCGCCUGGACCAAAGAGGAAGACCACCGCCUCAUCAACCACAUCCGCCUCCACGGCGAAGGCUGUUGGCGCUCCCUUCCCAAAGCCGCUGGAUUGUUAAGGUGUGGCAAGAGUUGCAGAUUGAGGUGGAUAAACUAUCUCCGCCCGGACCUCAAGCGUGGUAAUUUCACUGCAGAAGAAGAUGAGCUCAUCAUCAAGCUCCAUAGCAUGCUCGGAAACAAAUGGUCUUUGAUUGCGGGAAGAUUACCGGGAAGAACUGACAACGAGAUCAAGAACUACUGGAACACUCACAUCAAGCGCAAACUCAUCAGCCGUGGCAUCGACCCUCAAACUCACAGCCCUAUCAACGAAAUCUCCGCCACCGCUAGGGCUCCAUCCCACCCAAAUUUCAGGAAUUCCUCUCCACCAUCGUUACCGGUGACCAAAAUCAGUCUCAUGAAUCAGAGUAGCAAUAAGGACAUCAGUAACGGUUUCAGUACCGCCACGACGUUGAAACCGAAGACCGAGUCUAUCGAAGAUGCCAACUGCAGCAGUAGCGGCACAACAACCGAGGAAGAACCACCACGACUACAACAACGACAAAAACCAGAGUCGCAAGAAGUAGCGUUCGAGAGCAAACUCAAUUUGGAUCUUUCUGUAGGGCUUGGGCCGUUUCAGGCGGAGUCGACUCCGGUGGUGUUUGCGAACACGGACGAGUCAAAGCUACAAAAAGCUCCUUACCAGUUGUUUGGGACGGUGCAGUCAGCCAUGGCAGCAAAAGCGGUGUGUUUGUGUUGCCAUUUAGGGUUUCAGAGCAGUGAGUUGUGUAAGAAUUGCCAGAACUCUAAUGGGUUCUAUAGAUAUCACAUAUCUUUGGAUUUGUAGUAAUUUUUAUUUAUUAAUUUUACUUGCUUAAUUUUUUUUA
Molecule: messenger RNA, 1240 nt
Organism: Carya illinoinensis
Lineage: Eukaryota; Viridiplantae; Streptophyta; Magnoliopsida; Fagales; Juglandaceae
Product: transcription factor MYB8-like
Exons: 3
Coding region: 295-1200 (301 amino acids)
Source: RefSeq, a predicted model, not a curated record